Gallus gallus (chicken) is the source of this 4005-nucleotide messenger RNA. It is a transcript of the gene SAP130, whose product is annotated as Sin3A associated protein 130. The coding region runs from base 105 to 3281 and encodes 1058 amino acids. The record is from RefSeq and is a predicted model, not a curated record. Gene Ontology annotation, cellular component: Sin3-type complex. Lineage: Eukaryota; Metazoa; Chordata; Aves; Galliformes; Phasianidae. The transcript is spliced from 21 exons. Gene Ontology annotation, biological process: negative regulation of transcription by RNA polymerase II.
AGAGCCAAUCCGCCGUGGGCAGCGGCGGCGGCGGAAGCACAGCUCGGUUCUGGGCGCCGGCGGCGCGCAGCGAGAGUCGGGGCCGCGCCCCGGGGCAGGCGGAGAUGAGCUCUCAGCAGUUCCCCCGCUCGGGUGCGCCUCCUCCCGGUUUGGGGGCCAACCCGCCCACCGGACCCGCCAGCGGCACCGCCGGACUUAUCGCCCCCGCGGCUACGACGAGCGAUGAGUCUGUCCGUGACCCCGAGGUGGCUCCCAGGGAGCAGCACCUGGGCCCUGGUGGUCCUGCACCGCCCCGUGAGGAGAAGCAAGAGCCCGUGGUGGUGCGGCCCUACCCGCAGGUGCAGAUGUUGGCCCCGCACCACCCUGUGCCCCCUGGGGCCCCAGUGACAGUGGCGGCCCCCCCUGCACAUCUGGCACCGGCUGUGCCCCUCUCCUUCUCCGAUGGGCUCAUGAAGCCGCCGCUGAAGCCCACCAUGCCCAGCCGGCCCAUUGCUCCUGCACCACCCUCAACCCUCUCAGCUCCUACAAAGGUUCCUGGACAAGUCACAGUCACCAUGGAAAGCAGCAUCCCACAGGCUCCAACUAUUCCCGUGGCCACCAUCAGCGGACAGCAGGGCCACCCUAGCAACCUGCACCAUAUUAUGGCUACUAAUGUGCAGAUGUCAAUCAUCAGAAGUAGUGCUCCUGGGCCUCCUCUACACAUUGGAGCUUCCCACCUUCCUCGAGGUGCUGCAGCUGCUGCAGUGAUGUCCAGUUCAAAAGUAACUACAGUCCUGAGACCAGCAUCCCAGCUGCCGAAUGCAGCCACAGCUCAGCCAGCAGUUCAGCACAUCAUUCAUCAGCCAAUCCAGUCUCGUCCGCCUGUGACAACUUCAAGCACUAUUCCUCCUGCUGUGGUGGCGACUGUCUCAGCCACAAGAGCUCAGUCUCCUGUUAUAACCACAACAGCAGCACACGCUACAGAGUCAACCCUCAGCCGGCCCACCCUGUCUAUCCAGCAGCACCCACCUUCUGCAGCAAUCAGCAUCCAGCGGCCUGCACAGCCACGCGAUGCGGCCACGCGGAUCACGCUGCCAUCCCACCCGGCCAUAGGAGCACAGAAGCAGCAGCUCCACACCAUGGCCCAGAAAACCAUUUUCAGUACUGGUACUCCAGUGGCAGCAGCAACAGUGGCACCUAUUUUAGCAACAAAUACCAUUGCUUCAGCAACCACAGCUGGUUCUGUUUCUCACACCCAAGCGCCUACAAGCACCAUUGUCACCAUGACAAUGCCCUCCCAUUCUUCCCAUGCUACAGCUGUCACAACCUCAAACAUCCCAGUUGCUAAAGUGGUUCCUCAGCAAAUCACACAUACUUCUCCCCGGAUUCAGUCCGAUUAUACAGCAGAGAGGAGUAACCUCAUACCCCUCUCUAGUCACCGGGCGUCUCCAAACCCAGUAGCAAUGGAAACCAGGAAUGACAACAGGCAGUCGGUGCCUGUCCAGUUCCAGUACUUCCUACCGACCUACCCGCCCUCUGCCUACCCACUGACUGCGCACACCUACACCCCCAUCACCAGCUCGGUGUCCACCAUCCGCCAGUACCCAGUUUCAGCCCAGGCACCCAACUCGGCCAUCACGGCGCAGACAGGCGUGGGGGUGGCAUCCACUGUGCACCUCAACCCCAUGCAGCUGAUGACUGUGGAUGCAUCCCAUGCCCGCCACAUCCAGGGCAUCCAGCCAGCGCCCAUCAGUGCCCAGGGCAUCCAGCCAGCGCCCAUCGGCGCCCAGGGCAUCCAGCCAGCACCAAUUGGGACUCAAGGACUGCACCCAGCUGCACCCAUUGGCACGCAGGGGCUGCAGCCAGCACCCAUCAGCGCUCAGCAGCCACAGGCUGACACCAAGACCUCAGCAGUAGUCCUGGCAGAUGGAGCCACCAUUGUAGCCAACCCUAUUAGCAACACCUUCAACACUGCUUCUGCAGCAACUACAGUUGUACAGACGCACAGCCAGAGUGCCAGUGCCCCAGCACAGGGCUCUUCCCCACGCCCGAGCAUCCUCCGGAAGAAACCAACCACGGAUGGCCUGGCAGUCCGGAAAAGCUUAAUUCCACCUCAGCCACCUGAAGUAGCGAGCACACGUGUUGAGAAUACCAUGCGAAGCACGUCUGGAUCACCGAGGCCUGCUGGUGCCAAGCCAAAACCUGAGAUUCACGUGUCCAUGGCCACUCCCGUCACAGUCUCCAUGGAGGCAGUGUCCAACCAAGGCAGCGAGCAGCCCACCAUUGCAGUCCCUCCUUCCUCCCAGCAGCCCCCUUCUGCCAUUCCAACCAUCAUUGCCGCAGCCAGCCCCACCUCGCAGCCUGCAGCAGCUCUGUCCACCAUUCCAGGAGCCGUCCCAGCUGCUCCACCAACUUCUACCACAAUUGUGGCUGCACCCGCUCCUCCAGCAACCAUGAGCGGGGCCCUUUCAGCAGUGCUGGGACCUGUGGUGCCAGAGAUAAAAAUCAAAGAGGAAGUGGAACCUAUGGACAUAAUGCGACCGGUAUCUGCAGUCCCUCCAUUGACUACAAGUACUGUCUCUCCAUCUUUGGCAUUGCUGGCCAACAACCUUUCGAUGCCUCCAAGUGAUUUGCCACCUGGUGCCUCCCCAAGGAAAAAACCCCGUAAGCAGCAGCAUGUCAUCUCCACAGAGGAAGGGGACAUGAUGGAAACGAACAGCACUGAUGAUGAGAAAUCUACUGCCAAAAGCUUGCUGGUGAAGGCAGAGAAGCGCAAGUCUCCUCCCAAGGAAUAUAUAGAUGAAGAAGGUGUAAGGUAUGUCCCUGUGCGUCCCAGGCCGCCCAUCACAUUGCUCCGCCACUACCGCAAUCCUUGGAAAGCUGCCUACCACCACUUCCAGAGAUACAGUGAUGUCCGAGUGAAAGAAGAGAAGAAAGCUAUGCUACAGGAGAUUGCCAAUCAGAAGGGUGUAUCCUGCCGUGCACAAGGGUGGAAGGUCCAUCUCUGUGCGGCACAGCUGCUGCAGUUGACAAACCUGGAGCAUGAUGUGUAUGAGAGACUGACUGCCUUACAGGAGGGGCUCAUUCCUAAGAAAAAGGCAGCAACUGAUGAUGACCUGCACCGAAUCAAUGAGCUGAUACAGGGGAACAUGCAGAGGUGUAAACUUGUGAUGGAUCAAAUCAACGAGGCUCGAGACUCGAUGCUGAAGGUCUUGGAUCACAAGGAUCGUGUCCUGAAGCUUCUGAACAAGAAUGGAACUGUCAAGAAAGUAUCCAAAUUAAAGCGAAAGGAGAAGGUCUAAACCCAGAAUAAUGACUCUGGAAAUGGAGAACAUGUACAGAACGGAGUUGAGACCUUUUGUAGUUUGAGUUUAUUUUUAAGCAGAGCAUCUGAAUAAAAAAGGAUGAGUUUAGAGAACAGAUGGCAACAGAUGGACACGUAAAGCCUGGUGACCUGAAGGGAUUGUCAGUGAUCUGUCAUAACAAACAACGCUUUCUCUCAGGCUCAUUCCUUUUUAAAGUCUUUGCAGUCCCACUUGUUUAACCCUCCUGCUGUGUCAGUGCCUACUAAUUGGAACUAGUGCUGCAGUGUGGUGGGCAGUGCUCUCCUGUAACGCGGCAUAGGGGUGAACCGGGUGAGGUACGGUGUGAGCAGACAUGGCCAUGCUUUAAAGCACUGAACACAACACUGCUUGCUGUUGCCCCAUUCAGUUCUUCUGACCUUCCAGUGUCUGAAGGAGCCUUUUAAGACCAGUGCCACUGCACCAUGUUCAGAGCCUCCAAUGGUUCAAAGUCCCAGCUGUCAAUUUAAAAAAGGAAAAAAACAAAAACAAAAAACAAAAGGGGGGUGGGGAGGGAAUAAUUUCCAAGUGGUUUCUGUAGUGUCUGUGUGUGUCUCUGUGGGUGCUCCGAGAUGCUUGUUUUGAAGUCCCUCUUGCAGCAGGGUACUUCCUGUAGCUGGUGUAACGUUAAUUUUAUGUACCACAUCCAUCCCAAAUAUGAAUAAAGGACUUGGAGGUUUUUGUA